UUGCUUUCCCAGAAAGCAUUGAGUAAAUUGCGGCGAAUACAACCCUGGUAACAAACGUAGUUCUUCAGUUUUCCUUUCCAGAGGGCGCGGCAAUCGUUUCGUUUCUUUUGACAGAUAAUAGACAAACAUCAGAUGGCGGUAACAUUAUAAAUGUAGGUUAGAUUUGAACUAACGAUGUAAACAUAAACAUCUUCGAAGAGUCGCAGCGCGUGUAACGAUGAAACUUGUGUGCAGUGUUUCUGUGGGUAAUCGACAGUUAUCGAAUUUGGCAAUAAAUUCGAAACAAAAACAUGUCAAAUCAACACUAGCAUUGUGUAAACGUCCAAAUUCUGAAGACUACUGCAUCAUUCACUUCACAAAUCAAAACAAGACUGGAACAAAGUAUAAUAUCAAAGGAAACGUUAGUCAGAUACUGACACGUUUUAUAAACGAUGGAAAAGCCACAAUUCAGUUCAAGAUGCCCCCUCAUGAUUUAUACGUCCAGGGUGAUGUUAUUCAACUAAAGGGAUUCCUACAUUUACUUAAACGAGUUUUAGAAAAUAAAGUAUCGCCAAAGGAACUAACGUAUUCAAGUAUGUCUGUCAUGCCUGUGACUACCAAGGACAUCGCACCAAAAAAAUUAGUGAUCAGAAAGAGAUCUGAGUAUCCGAUCCGAGGACUGCCACGAACACUUGAAUUGUUAUAUAUUAACGACAUAAGUAAAUAUUCUGUUGAUAAAGGUAUUUUACAACUUUGUAAGUUGAAAAUAUUGGAUUUAAGCAAUAAUUGUAUUGAAUUUAUUCCUGAAGAGCUAAAUGUUUUACAUUUAAGCGAAUUGAAUUUGGGCUCGAACAAUUUGUAUAAAUCAAACCCAAAACAAUGGACAUGGAUGGGAGGUAAUUUAUCCACAUCUUUGACCUUGUUGAACAUAGAAUCAAACAAACUGACAUACCUUUCUGAUCAAAUUGUGAAACUUCGCAAUUUAAUCACUUUGAAUGUUAAUAAUAAUCAAUUAACGUUCAUAACUCACGGUAUUGGAAGUUUGAAAAAUUUAAAAAUUUUAAUAGCAUCAAACAAUUCUCUCUCUGUUUUACCAGGCAGCAUCAAAAAGUGCCAUUUACAGCUUUUAAAUUUAUGUAAUAAUAGCUUUACAUCAACGCGGCAAAACAAUGUUGUAGUUUCAGUUCCUAACAAUUUACCAGUGUACUCACUUAAAGAAUGUGCAGCUAGAAGAAUUUUAGAAUUAAGAUUAACGUAUUCUCCGGCAAUUAUUCCUUAUACGCUUGUUCAUUAUUUAGAUUACGCUAAAUAUUGUGUCUGUGGUAAAUCUUGUUUUGAAGUAUUUAUCAGAGUUCCUGAAAUGUUAUCAGUGUCUAGUAUUACUCAAGAACUCGUUACAUCAACAACAUCAUCGUAUUUGACGUUAGAUUGUUACUUUUGUUGUUUAAAAUGUUUUAAAAGUUCAUAUUUUAUUCGAAAUCGAAACCCUGUUAUUUGAUAGGAUGCGAUAGAUUUAAGUUAAUUUCGUUUUUUCUGCAUUACAAACAAAGCAAAUAAUGUACAUAUCAUAUAGGUGUAGUUUAAAUGAUUUAUACAUUAUAAAAUUAUGUAUUAAUGAAUAUUCGAACUCUUAAAAUGUAAAACCUAUCU
This is a messenger RNA of Zophobas morio, 1629 nucleotides long. RefSeq names its product leucine-rich repeat protein 1 (gene Lrr47). The record is from RefSeq and is a predicted model, not a curated record. NCBI's taxonomy places the organism in Eukaryota, Metazoa, Arthropoda, Insecta, Coleoptera, Tenebrionidae. The transcript has a single exon. Gene Ontology annotation, molecular function: protein binding. Bases 218 to 1477 code for a protein of 419 amino acids.